Molecule: messenger RNA, 5759 nt
Organism: Labrus bergylta (ballan wrasse)
Lineage: Eukaryota; Metazoa; Chordata; Actinopteri; Labriformes; Labridae
Source: RefSeq, a predicted model, not a curated record
AAAAAAACUCACCGCAGAGCUGAAGAAGAGAAUCCUCAGUCGGCAUGAAAGAGAACUGAAAAGAUUUAAAACUGACACAGAACUCCAUGAGAUUCAUGAGCCUGAAGACAAGAAGAGAAAAAAAAUAUCUGGGAAGCAUCUUUUCCAGGCUUACAGAAAAAAGGUGGGCAAACAGUACUUACAAAGGGAGUUGCUCAUGUCGGUAAAACGUACCAAGCACAGAGGUCCAUGGUACACUGGGCGAAGGGAACAUCCAAUAAAAACAUAGACUUUGUUGUACCAAUUCAUUUCCGUGAACUGAAUUCAAGAAGAGAAAAAGUUCAAAACAUGAACGAUCUGCUCCAUCAUUUCCUCAAUCCUGAUAAACACCCAGGAGUUUGCAAUUAUGAUGAGUGUGAAGUACUUUUUGUUCUUGAUGGACUGGAAGAAUGUAAACUUCCCCUGGAUUUUGAAAAGAACAAGGACCUGACUGAUAUGGAAGAAACAGCCUCGAUGGAUGUGCUGCUAACAAACCUCAUCAAGAGGAAUUUGCUUCCCUCUGCUCAUAUCUGGAUCAUCUCUCGACCUUCAGCAGCUGACAAAAUCCCCUCCGAAUACAUCCAGAAAGUGACAGAAUGUCGAGAGACCUUGGAGAGACGGAAGAAGCUGAUAUCCACCCUCAAAGAAAGAUUUAAAAACAACAUUCAAGAUGGAGACAUCAAUCAUUCUAACCAGACAGACACAGAACACAUCACGAGAGAGGAGAAAAGUAUUGAAACCAAUGAUGGAGAGAAAAACGAACGUACGGUGGCAACAUCAGUGACUCAAGUGACUGCAGUAUCUGAUAUCUUCAAAGAUACAAAUGAAAAAACAAUAAGAAAUGUGCUGACUACUGGUGUGACUGGUAUUGGGAAAUCUUUCUAUGUGAGAGAUUUGUAAAAGAGUGGGCUAAAAAUACCAACAGCUCAGUUUCUACGUGGCUUUUAGAUUCCAAGGGGGCCGAGCCAAAACUCAUGAUGAAGAAGUUAUAUUUCCACUUGACCUCUCUAAACUUAAUUUGAUUAGAGAGAAAAAAGUCAGCUUGUUUGAACUACUUAACCAUUUCUUUAAGGAAACUCAACAAAUAGUCAUCUCUAACUUUGAACAGUUCAAAGUUCUGUUUGUCCUGGAUGGACUGGAUGCUUUUCAAACAGCUCUUGACUUUGACAACAAGGACACCGUGACUGAUGUGAGGGAAUCAGCUUCAGUAAAUGUGUUACUGACAAACCUCAUCAGAGGAUCUCUGCUUCCUUCUGCACGGAUCUGGAUAACCUCCCAACCUUCAGCUGCCAAACACUUGCCUAACAACUUUGUUGACAGGAGGACAGAAAUAAGAUAUAAGCCUGAUCUUGCAAGUAAAUGGGAACUCAAAUCUCAGCUGACGGAGCAAUUUACUCAUGUGACAAUGGGGGUGGACAUGCAGAAAACAUCUGCUCUUCUAAAUGAAAUCUACACAGAUCUCUACAUCAUAGAGGGGGAAAGAGGAGAGGUCAAUAUUCAACAUGAGACCGUACAGAUUGAAGGUGCCAAGUUCAAACCAAAGGAAACAUCCAUUAAGUAUGAUACCAUCUUUGAACCAGCAGUAGGAAAACCUAAGAACAUUAAAUCUGUGCUAACAACUGGAAUGGCAGGCAUUGGAAAAUCAUUUGCCACCAUGAAAUACAUGCUGGACUGGGCUGAGGAUACGUCGCACACGGACAUUUUCUUUAUGUUUCCGCUGUCUUUCCGCGAGCUGAAUUUGAGAAAAGAUGAAAUGCACAGCUUGGAGGAACUCAUUUAUAGUUUCUUUCCAGGAAUGAAGACAUCAGAAAUAGAAGAUUAUGACAAGUAUAAUAUCCUGAUUGUCCUGGAUGGUUUCGAUGAGUGUCGCCUUGAUCUCGACUUCAAUGAAAGUGAAGAGUGUACAGAUGUGAAAAAGCAAACCUCUGUGAAAGUUCUGCUGACAAACCUCAUCCUAGGCAAUCUGCUUUCUAAAGCCCAAGUCUGGAUCACCUCCAGACCUGCAGCAUCCAACAGUAUCCCUGCUGGUAAAGUUGACCGUGUUACAGAGGUGCGAGGAUUCAAUGAUGACCAGAAAGAGGAGUACUUCAGGAAGAGAUUUGAUGAUAAAGAUUUGGCUGAGAAAAUCUUGUCACAUGUCAAGACUUCAAGAACCGUUUACAUUAUGUGUCACAUCCCUGUGUUUUGCUGGCUGACAUCAACAGUUCUGGAGGACUUUGUGGAAAGAAAAGAAGUCGGGAAGAUGCCCAGCACUCUGACUGACAUGUACAUACACUUUGUUUUGUUACAAUGCAGACAGGCGAAUGUGAAGUAUGGCACAGAUGAGACAAGUAAGAAUUCUGAGCCAGAUUCAUGCUGGAACACAAGCAACAAGACCACAGUUGUUUCUCUAGGGAAGUUGGCUUUUGAAGGGCUCGAGACAGGAGACCUUGUCUUCACUGAAGAAACAUUGACAGAGUGCGGUGUCAACAUCACAGAGGCUGCAGUCUUCUCAGGCAUCUUUACCCAGAUUAAACGAGAACGCCAUGGGCUGUACCAACAGAAAUUGUUCUGCUUUGUCCAUCUGAGUAUUCAAGAGUUCAUGGCAGCUUUCUAUGCAUUUCACACAUUCAGUGACAAAAAUGUAAAUCUGCUUGCCAAACCCCCUUCAACAGACACAGAUGUGCCUGAAUCAGACUUUUACAGGACAGCAGUAGACAAGGCCUUAGAUAGCAGAAAUGGAAACUGGGAUCUGUUUCUUCGCUUCUUGCUUGGCCUUUCUCUGGAGACAAAUCAAACUCUCCUGAAAGAGCUGCUGAACAAGACAGAAAAUAACAAGGAGACCAAUGAGAAAACAAUUGGAUACAUCAAAGAAAAGAUAAGGGAAGAGAACAGUGAUGCUGAUCAAAAUUUCAAUCUUUUCCACUGUCUGAAUGAGCUGAAUGACCAGUCUCUUGUGAAAGAAGUCAAAAAGACCUUAAGUCAGAAACAAGCCACAUUUGAAAACUUCACCACAUCCCAGUGGUCGGCUCUAACCUUUGUACUGCUGACUUCAGAUGAGAAGCUGGAUGUGUUUGAUCUAAAAAAGUACCGCAAAUCAGAGAAAGUACUUCUGGGAAUGUUGCCGGUCGUCAAAGUCGCCAAAACUGCUAUGCUAAGUUGGUGUGAGCUCACUGCAGAAUCAUGCAAAGGUCUCUUAUCCUCAGUCCUCAACUCUGCAUCCUCUAACCUCACCGAGCUGGACCUGAGUCAUAACGACCUGUUGGAUACAGGUGUGAAGCUUAUUGCAGAAGGCCUGAUGAGUUUACAUUGUAAACUGGAGAUUCUCAAAUUGUCAGGUUGUCAGGUGACAGAAGAAGGCUGCUCUUACCUGGCCUCAGCACUCAAGUCCAAUAAGGCCUCCUCCCUGAAACAUCUAGAUCUAAGUUACAACCACCCUGGAUGCAACGGGGCAGCUGUGCUGUCUGCUAUAGCUGAUGAUCAAGAUAUGAGCUUGAAGACACUCUGCUUGGACCACUGUGGAGAGCAUCGCUUGAAGCCAGGGAUAAAGAAAUAUGAUGGAGAUCUGAAGUUUGAUGAAAACACAGUAAACAAGAGGCUUGUUCUGUCAGAAGGAAACAGGACAGUGAAAACAAUAAAGCCGGAGGAGAAAGUGGAACGACCAGAAAACGAGUACAGGUUCAAAAGAUCUCAAGUGUUUUGUGAGGAGAGCCAGAGGGGCCUCUGUUACUGGGAGGUGGAGUGGAAAGGGACUGUUGGCAUUGCAGUAGCAUAUGGAGGAGUGGGUAGGAAAUGGGACAGUAAGUGUGGCUUAGGAUGCAAUGACAUCUCAUGGAGUCUGCUCUGCUCCAAGGAUGGAUACACUGCCAGACAUGGAAAGACAUCCAAACAUAUUACAGCUCCUGAUCUGUUUUCCCAAAAAAUUGCUGUGCUUUCUAGAUUGGGAAGCUGGAACUCUGACUUAUUACAGUGACAUAUCAGGAGAGCUGAGCCUCAUACACACCUUCCAUGCCAACUUCACAGAACCACUCUAUGCAGGCUUUUGGUUUAAGAGGGGCUCUGUGACUCUUUGCAAGAUAGACAAAACCCCUCUGCGAUGGAGUGCAGUCAAGCCUCAAAGUCAAAAGCUGACGAAAAAGCUAAAGCGAAAGUGCUUAAAUCAUCAGCACCUAAAGGGGCAACUCGAGGCUGGCUGUAAAAGUGAACAAGUCCUCAUUGAUGCCCAUGAUCAUGGCAUUGCAUCUCAAGCCACCUUUUCCUAACCUGAAUCAUUUUGUUACCAUGAGUGAAAAAUAUGCAGAUUUUUUUAUCAGAACUACACGAAGAAAAUAGGGGCCAAUUUUAAUUGCUCUAAAAUAAUUGUAAAAAAAUGAAAUUUUGAAAUUGUGAAAAGUUUUAAUCUGGUUACUUGUAGUUCCACAGCACUGAGACUGCUCAGGAACAAUACAAAUUACCUUUUAGUUUGUGCUUAUGAAGGCAUGUGGUCAGUCCAUGUACUCAGUGCAGCCUUUUUCACCAUUAAUCACGACAUCCUAUAGAACAGACUGAGGCCUUGGAUAAGGGUAUAGUAUAUAGUACAGCCUUAGAGUGUAUGAUAUCUUUUCUGAUGGACAGAAGUGUCCCUUUGUCUCUGAACAAUUAGCCCAUGUGUCUGCUUUUUCUUGUGUGACGUAUGGUGUACCUCAGGGAUCAUUUUUGGUACCAAUUUUAUUUUCAUCAUCCAUGCUUCCUGGGGAACAUCAUAUAUAAACAUCGGGUCUCUUUUCAUUUUUAUGCAGAUGAUACUGCAUUUUACCAGCCCAAUUCAUCCACAGACCCUGGUAUGCAGAGUUCUGUUAACAACUACCUUUAUGAGUCUGAGAGCUCACAAAGAAACUCACAAGACACUUUUGCGUAAAAUAUGAUUUUAAUUGGACCACAGCACAUGACAAAGCAAAUACUGCCAUCUGCUGGUCUCUAUUAGAUCGAACCUGUCACAGAGUUCUUGGCAUGUUGUUUGAUCUUUUUUUCUCUCAUCUCAUUAUGCCUCGAUUACUGUAAGAGCUUUUUUGCCACCCUGAAACAAAAUCAGUUGUACAGAACUCAGCUGUGAGGCUUUUAACCAGACCAGAAAAUAUGACCACAUCACCCCUGUAGCCUCUCUAUGAUGGCUCCCAGUAUAUUUAUUGAUUACUUUUAAGGCCCUUCUGACUAUAACUCAGUCCUUUUACUGCAAUCUGGCUGAAGUAUAAAGAGGACAGAGUGUUUGCUGCGAGUGCUCCGAAGUUUGGAAUGAUCUGCAUUAGGAGAUCAGGUCAGCUGAAAAAGUUUGAGUUCCUAAUUAAAACAUUCUGAAAGUAUUUUCUGAUUUUACUAAGGUAUAAUGUUUUGAAUUGCAUGUCUUAGAAAAUGGAAAUAUUUAGUUCGUAUUCUUUCUUUUGCUUAUGAUUUCAUGGCCUGCCCAUUUUAUUUUGCUGCCUGUGAAGCUCUGUAACUUAGAUUUUUUAAAAGAGCUCUACACAUAAAUGAAUAAAUAAAUAGAUGUUAUUACUAUGGCAGCUGUCCGUGAUCUUGAACAGUUUAAUAUAUUUUAUGUAACAAUGCAUGGACAUUGGUUGGUCUGUAAUAAUAAAUGCUUAGUGUGUAUCUUUAAGCCAAACUGUACUCUAGUAGUAGGGCAUGGUUGCAUCCUCUGCUGCACAGAGAUCAUAUGUGAAUAUAAUAAUUUCUGAUGUUUGUGUUUUUAUACCUGUAAAUAAACUAAUGCAAAAAAAAAAAUCAAA